AUGAGUCCCGCAGAAGAACACGAACUUGCACAACUCCCAGAGAUCCGCGGUGAUGCAGUGGAGAUCAACGUGGGAGAACAAGAGGCUGCUCACUCAGCCACCCAGUCCUUGUCACCAUGUGAUGGCGGAAUAGCUGCAUGGAGACUGCUCAUAGCAGCUUUCAUCUUCGAAGCCUUGCUCUGGGAUGCGUACUUUAUGAUACGAUGCUUCCCCCUCUCCUUCGGCGUCUUCCAAAACUACUACUCCCAACUGCCACAGUUCAAAGAUGAUAGAUACCUCUCCGUCAUCGGCACGACAGCAUCUGGCAUGGCUUACAUGUCCGCGCCCAUCAUGAUCCCCUUCAUCAAACGGUAUGCCAAAUACCGUCGACCAAUGAUCUACAUCGGAUGGCCAAUCUGCAUCCUCGGCCUCGUCGCCGCCUCCUUCGCCAACACCGUCCCAGCCCUAAUCCUGACGCAAGGAAUUAUGUACGGCGCAGGCUUCAUCACCUUCUACUACAGCAUCCUAAGCAUGGUAAACGAGUACUGGAUUGCGCGCCGCGGAAUGGCGUACGGCUUCCUGUGCAGCGCCUCCGGCGCCUCGGGAGCAGCAAUGCCAUUCAUCGUUUCCACGCUGCUGCACAAAUACGGCUACCGCACGACGCUCCGCUGCAUCGCCGUGGGCCUCACCCUCUCCACCGGCCCCUUCAUCCCCAUCCUCAAAGGCCGGCUCCCGGAAUCCGCAACCAGUACUCCAACGCCCACAGACUGGUCGUUUCUGCGCACCCCGCUCUUCUGGAUCUACAGCCUCUCUAAUCUAGCAAUGGGCUUCGGGUACUUCUUCCCGCCCCUCUACCUCCCCUCCUACGCCACGGCCACAGGCCUCUCUCCGACCAAAGGCGCACUCCUCCUAGCCCUCAUGAGCAUCUCUCAAGUCCUAGGGCAGUUUAGUUUCGGCUACCUCUCUGACAAACGCAUCUCCAUCAACCUGCUCUCCGCAACAGCCACUCUCGUCGCCGGCAUCGCGGCUUAUACCACCUGGGGCCUGGCCAGCACGUUCAGCCUGCUCGUCGUGUUCGCUCUCAUUUACGGCUUCUUCGGGGCGGGGUACACGGCCAUGUGGGCGAGGAUGGGCACCGCGGUGAGCAGCGAGCCGACAGCGGCGUUUGCAGCUUUUGGUCUGCUGAAUUUCGGGAAGGGGAUUGGGAAUGUGCUUGCGGGGCCGAUUGGAGGUGCGUUGCUGACGAGUGGGGUGGAUGUGGAGGAUUACGGGGUGAUGAAGUAUCAAAAAGUGAUUUUAUUCACCGGAUCGUGUAUGCUGUUCAGCGCGGCGGUGAUUCCAGCGCAGUAUUUGAAGAGGGCGAGGUUGCAGUUGGGGGUGAGGCGGUGA
Messenger RNA from Neohortaea acidophila, 1368 nucleotides. Its product is annotated as major facilitator superfamily domain-containing protein. The record is from RefSeq and is a predicted model, not a curated record. The coding region runs from base 1 to 1368 and encodes 455 amino acids. Gene Ontology annotation, biological process: transmembrane transport. The transcript is spliced from 3 exons. Gene Ontology annotation, molecular function: transmembrane transporter activity. Gene Ontology annotation, cellular component: fungal-type vacuole membrane. Lineage: Eukaryota; Fungi; Ascomycota; Dothideomycetes; Mycosphaerellales; Teratosphaeriaceae.